Laccaria bicolor S238N-H82 is the source of this 1275-nucleotide messenger RNA. RefSeq lists its product as uncharacterized. Bases 1 to 1275 code for a protein of 424 amino acids. The transcript is spliced from 7 exons. The record is from RefSeq and is a predicted model, not a curated record. NCBI's taxonomy places the organism in Eukaryota, Fungi, Basidiomycota, Agaricomycetes, Agaricales, Hydnangiaceae. Gene Ontology annotation, molecular function: 5'-flap endonuclease activity.
AUGAGUGAGAUUGGGCACCUUCCUAUCAAUGCCGUUUUUGUAUUCAAUGGUCUGAAAUGCCUGUCUGAAAAACAAAGCACUGCCAUUGGUGCGGCUGAUCAUUAUAUGACACAAGACUCUAAAGUGAUCAUCAAAGGCUUUGGUCAUAAGAAAGAAGCAGAGCUAGCCUACCUUGAUAGCAUUGGUGCAGUUGACAUGGUGUGGAUGAGUGAUAGUGACAUUUUUCUCUUUGGCAGCCAACACGUCAUCAGGCACCCCCAGGAUUCUGACGACCGCGACUCUGUUGAGGUGUACAUCUUCAAAAUGCCUGGAGAUGAUGCCGCUGCUCAAGUUUUGGAUCAAGCUGGCAUCCUCUUUCUGGCCAUUGUAGUAGGAGGUGAUUAUAAUACUGGGCUUCUGGGUUGUGGGAUGAAAAAGGCCCUUGCUUUACUAUCAACAGAUCUCGCUCAUUCACUCUAUGACAUGACAGUCACACUCUCAAAAACUCAGUUGGCUGCAUUCCUUACUGGUUGGCAUGAGAACCUUUGCAAUGUGCUCACCCACAAUCUGAACAAUGUUCUUGGUGCUUGUUACCCAUCAUUGGCCACUAAGAUCCCAGAAGAUUUUCCAGACCCAGAUGUUCUAUGCCUUUAUGCUCAUCCUAUCACUUCAUAUACCAAAAAGGAUUAUAGGCCCAAGACAGCAGAAUGGGUGUCAAAGCUACCUGAUACCACAGCAUUAACCACACUCUGCCGACAGCUUUUCAGAUGGGUUGACAUCCUCGACAAGUUUUCCAGCUGUGUGUGGGAUGGGCAGUGCAUCAAAGAAUUGGCAUUGGCCACCUACAACAUGGAAAACAGGGCUCAGGCCCAACUCCAUUUGGUUUGGAUCCCAUCUGUUGUCGCCACUGCAUUGUUCAUGGGAGGGACAUCCUGUGGUGCAGGGAUGCAUGUGUCAACGUACGCAUGGGUUCCUGGCCCUAUUCUUUGCUUCAUACUUCCAGAGCUUGUGGAGGAAUAUCACCAGACUACAUGCAAGCCAGGGCUGGAUAAAUGCAAGCCAUAUGUUUCUGUUUUUGAUAGUUCCCAGUCAAUGCAACAUCAAUCAGUAGCUGUUGUUGACAUUGACCUUGCCUAUUUGGAUGAGGGAGAAGAUGUUGGUUCUGAUGUGGAUGAGGUUAAUGGUUCGGAUGAAGAUAUCAUUGAGAUUGAUGAUUCUAGCAGUGACGGGGCAGGGGAGGUUGAGAUAAUUGAUGUUGACCCUGUGGUUAUUGACCUUACCAGGGAUGACAUGUAA